Paramecium pentaurelia is the source of this 2397-nucleotide messenger RNA. Lineage: Eukaryota; Ciliophora; Oligohymenophorea; Peniculida; Parameciidae. The record is from the annotation of a GenBank genome assembly.
AUGCUUUAAAAGAAAUAACACUAAAAAACAUAAUCAACUGAAUUGUCUAAUUAGGCAUUAAUGAAUUAUUUAUCAACUCGAGAAGCUUUAAAUGUUAGAAUCUCUAAUUCUCCAACAUUGCAAUUUGAGUUAAAAGUAUAAAUUUGUGUACACAAAUAAGAAAUAAAUAGGUCCUCAAUCAAGUCCUUUGUUGAAAUCAAAUAGUUCUUAACCAAACCUAAAAUUAUCAUAAUAAUAGUAAUUAAACACAUAAUCUAGGUAAAAUUCAAUAAAAUUAUAACAAUAAAAUGUGCUAUAAUCAAAAGGGUUCAUGUCACCUAAAGUAAUAAGUUAAGAAAGGCUGAAUCAUAAAACAUAAGUGAAAAGUAAUGCAAAUCAUAUGAAAACACAACCUAACUCUAAUCAAAAUUCAUAAACAAAAAUCAAAUCUAUAGAAAAUUUAUUGGAUGAAUAUACUAUCACAUGUAUUUAUAUAUAAUUAAUUUAAGCUCCUACAUAAUUAUUAAAAUAAGAUAUUUUGAAAACAUUACCUUUUUCUGUAUCUACAAAAGCUGAUUAAAACUUGAAAUAAAAGGCUUUAUAAGCAAUCUAAGAAAUUAAAUAAAAAUAAUCAUUAGACAUAUUAUCUAGAUUGAAUUUUUAAAAAUCUUCAGUCGUAUAGAGUGCAAAAAACCAAUCAUAAUAAAUUCCAUCAUUAGGGUAAUUAGAAGGCCAAUUAAAAUUUCAUUAAAAAUCUAAUAGUGCUCAAUUUAUAGAAACAUAAAAAUUCUAAACCCUUGCAAAUUCUUAACCUCUCUUAGAAUUUGCUUUAGAUAAAAAAAAACCAAUAACUACUAGGUAAUAUAAUGAAUUAAUUUAGAAAAUGUUAAUAAGAACUAAUAGCAAUAAUUGUUCAAUAUAAAUAAUUUAAAUAAAAAAUGACUAUUGAUAUCUCGACAAAUAAAAUAUCUUGGCUUGUAGAAACAAUUAGAAAAGAAUUAAUAAAUCAUUUUGGAAAUUCAUGUUAACCAAUAAUAGGAAUAAAAACAGCCAAUAUUUCUAUACCUGUAGAUUAUAUACUUUCUAAUAUUGAAAGACCUUUGUCUUUAUUAUCUAAUUGUCCAAUAUAACCAGUGAUUCUCGAACCUAUUAUUAAUGUUGAAUAAGAACUAAAAUAGACUCGAGUUAGUUUAAGAGACUUUGAAUUUAUUCGAUGCAUAGGUGUUGGAGGUUUCUCUAAGGUUUAUUUGGUAAGAGAAACAAGAACAGGUUAAUUUUAUGCUAUGAAAUUGGUAGAAAAAAAACCAAUCAUGUAAUAAAAUAAAUAAAACAUUAUUCAAAAUGAAAGAGAUAUAAUGAUUAAAUUAAAUCAUCCCUUUAUUGUUAAAAUGCAAUAUGCAUUUGAAUCUAGAAAAUACUUAGUUUUCGUAUUAGAAUAUUGUUCUGGAGGAGAAUUAUUUUAUCUACUUAGAAAAGUAUAAAUUAUUAAUUUAUAUUAAGGUUAAAAAAAUGAGUGAAGAAGAAGCUUAUUUUUAUUUUGCAGAAAUUUGUUUAGGAAUGAAGAAUUUACAUAAUAAUAAUAUUAUUUAUAGAGAUAUAAAACCUGAAAAUAUCUUAAUUGAUUUUGAUGGUCAUAUUAGAAUAGCUGAUUUUGGUUUAUCUAAACCACAGAUGGAUAAUUAAGAUAUUGCUUAUUCAUUUUGUGGAUCACCUGAAUACAUGGCUCCUGAAAUGUUAUUAAAAUAGGGUCAUACAUUCUAAUUAGAUCUUUAUUGUUUAGGAGCUUUGUUAUAUGAAUUAAUAACUGGUUUACCACCUUUUUAUUCAAGAAAUACAGAUGAAAUGUAUUAAAAAAUACUUAAUUAAAAAUUGAAUUUUCCAUCUUAAUUGCAAAUGUCAUAACUUCUAAAAGAUUUGUUAAAUAAUUUAUUAGCAAAGACUCCUAACAAAAGAAUAGAUGAUAUUGAUUCUCUUUUAAAUCAUCCAUGGAUGACUUAAUGGAGUGAUAAGAAUUCAUAUAAGGAUUUCUUAAUGAAAAAAGUUAAACCACCAUUCAAACCAGAUUAUUUUACAUUUAAUUUUGAUGAAGAAGAAUUUGGUAGAGGAGAAAGUGAAUUUCUUAUGUAAAUCAAACCACUAUAAUAAAAUUUAAUAGAAAAUUUUCCAAAAGAAAUCUUACUUAAGAAUUUUUAUUAUAAUCAUAAUGAAAAUAAUGUAGCUGAAAGCACUGGUGGUACAAAUUUGAAUGCAAAAUUACAAGAAGAACUAUAAUCUUAAGGAACUUAUGGAUAAAAAUCAAAGAGACUCAAUAAAAUUGAUGAUGAAAAUACAAAUUAUGUUAACGAAUAAAAAGCUUUCCUAUUAAAUUAAUUAAGAUUAUAAACAGAGAAUGAAAUAAAAAGAAAAUCUGCAUUAUGA